AUGGAGAAUCCCUAUCUCGCUCACCUUCCUCCCAGCGAGCGACUCGUUGGCGGCGCUUCAGGAAAGAACCAACAUGGCCUUACCCCCAACCAUCCCUUAUACAACUUUGUCAUUGGCGCAACUACUGCCGAACAGGGCGAGGCUGCAGAGGAAGGUGCCACCAACCCAUUCACUGACAAGCCCUUCAGCGAAAAAUACCGCAAGAUUCUCGCCGGCCGUCGCAAGCUGCCAGUCAACAAACAUCGCAAGGAGUUUUUGGAUCUUGUGCAGAACAACCAGGUCGUUAUCUUGGUUGGAGAGACUGGAUCUGGAAAGACCACUCAGAUUCCCCAAUUCAUGGUAUUCGACGAUCUGCCAGCGUUCAAAGGCAAGAAGAUCGCAUGUACGCAGCCUCGUCGUCUUGCCGCCAUGUCUGUUGCACAGCGUGUCGCCGAGGAAAUGGAUGUAGUCAUGGGUCAGGAAGUCGGCUACAACAUUCGUUUUGAGGACUGCACAAGUGAAAAGACCAUGCUCCAAUAUAUGACCGACGGUAUGCUGCUGAGAGAGGCUAUGAACGAUCCAUUGUUGUCGCGCUACUCCGCUAUCAUUUUGGACGAGGCCCACGAUCGCACACUUUCGACCGAUAUUCUGAUGGGAUUGAUGAAGGAGAUCAUCAAGAAGAGACGAGAUCUGAAAGUUGUAGUCAUGUCUGCGACGCUUGAUGCUGGAAAAUUCCAGAAGUAUUUCGAUGACGCGCCAUUGAUGAGUGUUCCCGGUCGUACCUUCCCUGUCGAGAUUUACUACACACCUGAGCCCGAAAGCGAUUACCUGGAGGCUGCCAUCUUCACUGCUCUUCAGAUCCACCGCAACGACGAUGCCGGCGAUAUUUUGCUGUUCUUGACAGGAGAGGAGGAGAUUGAGGACGCGUGCCGGAAGAUCAAGCAAGAGGCAGAUCAGAUGCCUGAUGCUGGUCCUAUCAAGGUGUUGCCGCUGUAUUCGACAUUACCCCCACAGGCACAAAAAAGGAUCUAUGAUGAUGCGCCGCCACCAAAGACUCCUGGAGGACGGCCAGGACGCAAGGUCGUUGUUUCGACCAAUAUUGCUGAGACGUCCUUGACCAUCGACGGUAUCGUCUAUGUCAUUGAUCCCGGCUUCUCCAAGCAGAAGGUGUACAACCCUCGUAUUCGUGUCGAGUCCCUGUUGGUCUCGCCCAUUUCAAAGGCCUCGGCUCAGCAGCGCUCGGGUCGUGCUGGUCGUACGCGCCCUGGAAAGUGCUUCAGAUUGUACACUGAAAACGCCUUCAUGAAGGAGCUGAUCGAGACAACUUACCCAGAAAUUUUGAGGAGUAACUUGGGCACGGUUGUGUUGCAGCUCAAGAAGCUUGGAAUCGAUGACCUUGUCCACUUCGACUUCAUGGACCCUCCAGCUCCUGAGACCCUUAUGCGUGCAUUGGAGCUGCUGAACUACCUGGGCGCAUUGGAUGAUGACGGCAACCUGACCCCUCUUGGAAGCACAAUGGCUGACUUCCCUGUUGAUCCUCAGCUCGCCAAGAUGCUGAUUGUCAGUCCCCAAUAUGGAUGCUCUAACGAGAUCAUGACGAUCGUUUCUUUGUUAAAUGUUCCACUGGUCUUUAUGCGUCCUCCAGAGCAGCGCAAGCUGGCAGAUGAAGCUAAAAAACAGUUCUCGCACCCGGAUAGCGACCAUCUCACUCUUCUGAAUGUAUACCACGCAUACAAGACCGCAGGCGAAGAUCAAAAGUGGUGUUACGACAACUUUUGUAACUACCGUACUCUGAAGUCAGCCGACAAUGUCAGGACACAGCUCAAGCGAUACAUGGAGCGCUGCGAUCUGGACCUUGUCUCGCUCCCAUUUGUUGAGAAUGAGAGAGGUCCAUACUACACGGGCAUUCGCAAGGCCCUUGCAGCAGGAUACUUUAUGCAGGUUGCCCAUCAGGAAAGGUCAGGAAAGAACUAUUUGACGGUCAAGGACAACCAGGUCGUUCGCCUGCACCCCAGUUCGUGCUUGGACCAUGCGGCUGAAUGGGUGAUCUAUAAUGAAUUCGUGCUGACGAACCAGAACUAUAUCCGCACGGUAACGGAGGUCAAGGCGGAGUGGUUGCUGGACAUUGCACCGGCGUACUUUGACCUCGACAGUUUCCCGAACUGCGAGGGCAAGCGUGAGCUGGAGAAGCUGAUCAUGCGGAGGAAGAGCCGGGGUGGCAACCGUGAGCGUGAGCGUGAUUAUGAGCAGGACGACAGGAAGAAUCGCAAGAGCGACCGCAAUGACCGUGACCGAAAGGACAGCAAACGCAGAAGAUAA
This is a messenger RNA of Gamsiella multidivaricata, 2298 nucleotides long. RefSeq names its product P-loop containing nucleoside triphosphate hydrolase protein. The coding region runs from base 1 to 2298 and encodes 765 amino acids. The record is from RefSeq and is a predicted model, not a curated record. The transcript has 4 exons. Gene Ontology annotation, cellular component: intracellular anatomical structure; spliceosomal complex. Gene Ontology annotation, molecular function: RNA binding; RNA helicase activity; ATP binding. NCBI's taxonomy places the organism in Eukaryota, Fungi, Mortierellomycota, Mortierellomycetes, Mortierellales, Mortierellaceae.